UCAUGCUAUUGUUCAGUUUAUUUUGAAAGUGUAAAGUUGUUUGAUCACGAACGGUGCAUGUUUUAUGUUUUCAGAACAAAAAAAAUUUGUCUUCAGAGUUUUAAAAUGCAAUAAAAAAAAAGAUUGUGAUUUCAAUGCAGUUAUAUUUUGAUAAAUCGACUUUAUAGGAUAGAAACAUGUGUGCAAGUGCUAAAAUUGUGAAAAAUAUCCAAAUUCAGGCUCAUCAGUAUAUUGUUGUACUUUAUUGUUGUACAUUAUUUUUGGCAUCGAAUGCAUUGCAUACAUUCGAAACACCAAUUCGUGAGGCAUUGUUGAAACCACGAAAUUUUAACCCACAUCCACAUCAUAUCCAUGACCACAUACCACAACAAGGAGCCAUCAAUUUGAAUACCAUCGAUACAGAUUAUGUGGCGAAUUCUUUGUAUAACAUUGAUGUUGACAACUCAUUGGCAGUUCAACAUCAAUCCAACGACGUCAACUACCUAUUGAGCCAUGCACCACAUCGAUUUUCAACAUCAUUGUCACCACAUAGUUUGCAUAAUUUACCACAUCCAUAUGCUACAUUGAAGUAUAAAUAUAAUGGAAACCAUGACAACUAUCAUGCGGUUGAUAUAAAUGAAGAUUCGUUGGAAACACAGAAAAAGCAAUAUGCUUUUUCAUAUAAAGUACGCGAUACGUAUUCUGGUGAUGAUUUCUCACACACUCAACAACAAAAAAACGGUGCCGUACAGGGAACUUACAAGGUUCAAUUACCGGAUGGCAGAGUUCAAGUUGUAAGGUACACUGCUGAUGAUGGUGGAUAUCGUGCGGAUGUCUCAUAUUUGAUUGAUAAAAAUGCCGUUCAUAAGGCAGACGAAAGUGAUUAUGUCAAAUACAAUACAGAGGAAAAACCAUUUCAUAAAUUGCACAUUAAUCCAUAUAAUUCUGGAAUACCAUCCCAUCCACCGCCUACUGCGUCGUCAAAAAUAUUUGUGGCCACUGCUGUGCCUCCCAUACAUCAUGCAUCUUUGAGUUUAGAACAAAGACAAUCAAUAUCUGCCCAUCCAACCUAUGUGCUCAGUGCAAAAAAGACGCAAAUCAGUGAUGCCAUUCGUCUCGUGCCAACUGAAAAUUCGAUCGAUGACAAUUCAAUCUUGAAUGGCCCAUAUUCGAAAGCAACUCAUCAUCAUCAUCAUCCGGUGUAUUAUGAGAACCAUUGAUAAGAAAAUACAUAACAUUUGAUGAGAAUAAAAUUGUAUUUAUGUUUUUAAAA
Messenger RNA from Contarinia nasturtii (swede midge), 1252 nucleotides. RefSeq lists its product as uncharacterized. The transcript has 6 exons. The coding region runs from base 177 to 1199 and encodes 340 amino acids. NCBI's taxonomy places the organism in Eukaryota, Metazoa, Arthropoda, Insecta, Diptera, Cecidomyiidae. Gene Ontology annotation, cellular component: extracellular matrix. The record is from RefSeq and is a predicted model, not a curated record.